Messenger RNA from Zingiber officinale, 2701 nucleotides. RefSeq names its product phosphatidylinositol 4-kinase gamma 5-like. The transcript has 2 exons. NCBI's taxonomy places the organism in Eukaryota, Viridiplantae, Streptophyta, Magnoliopsida, Zingiberales, Zingiberaceae. The coding region runs from base 496 to 2442 and encodes 648 amino acids. The record is from RefSeq and is a predicted model, not a curated record.
UAAGGGAGAAGCAGGGGAGUGGUUUGGGAUCGGGGUGAAGCGUGGAAAGGAGGGUACGAAGCUGCUCGUUUAGGGUUCGCCGCCCCCUCUCGCCGUGCUGAUAGAUCUCCCGGUCCGUGCCGUGCUGCACGGGGUCGGAUCUGACGGCGGGCAUCGGUUUUCCCUGUUUCGGCCGCAGUUCGUGUUAGGAUUUUGGAUCUCGUGCUGUUUGAUGGGUAGAUCUUAAUCUGCUACUGUUCGUCUUUUUGGUUCUUCCUGCACAUAAAAUGGCUCUGGGAGUGUAAAGGAAUCGCUUUGGCCUCCAUAACAUCUUCUCUCUGUUGUUGACGUAAGGCGUGUGGUCUCCUUCCAAUUAAUGAUCGUUACUGUACAUCUUCCCCUUUCCGUAACCGCGUCGGCCUCUGUGUUUGGCGUGCGCACGAAGAAGCGGAAGAAGAUUUUACGUUCAUUUCACUAACUACGCUGAUUUUUUUUCCUCGCGCCUUUGUGAUUUCCAUGACUCCCAACUUGGACAGUCCUGUUCAGACCCAAAUGGCAGUUGCAGUGUUACAUUCUUCCAGUGGUGAUUUCUGUGGCAACAGAGUUUGCGAUGCUAAACCAGUAGGAAAGAGACGAGUCUUUGUCCAGACCGAGACUGGCUGUGUGCAUGUUCUCCAGUUAGACCGUCGAGAUAACGUGCACACUGUGAAGAGAAAACUGCAAAUUGUUCUCAAUGUUCCCACUGAGGAGAGCUCGCUCACGUUUGGUGAUCUUGAGUUAAAGAAUGAUCUGAGUGCUGUCCGCAGUGAUUCCCCAUUGCUUCUAACUCGCAAUUCCAUGCACAGGAGUUGCUCUACUCCAUGCCUGUCCCCGACCAUGAAAGAUUUUGAACAAAGGGACUUUGGUGGGCCAAUUGAGAUUUUGGGUUGCUCAAGUUGCUGUGCUCGAACGAAACAGCUUAUCAAGGAUGCGGCAAAGGCUAUCAAAAUUGGCAUUGAUCCUGUUCCUAUUCAUAAUGGACUUGGAGGUGCCUACUACUUCAGGAACAAGAAGGGUGACAAAAUUGCAAUUGUGAAACCAACUGACGAGGAGCCAUUUGCACCUAACAACCCUAAAGGUUUUGUUGGAAGAGCCCUUGGUCAGCCAGGUCUUAAAAGGUCCGUGCGUGUUGGGGAGACCGGCUUCAGGGAGGUUGCUGCAUAUCUUCUGGACUAUGGAAACUUUGCAAAUGUUCCUCCGACUUCGCUAGUAAAGAUCACCCACUCUGUGUUCCAUGUAAACAAUGAGAUGAAUAACAGUAAUUGGAAUGGAGUUAGGAAGCAACGGGUUAUCAGCAAGAUUGCUUCAUUCCAGCAGUUCAUGCCACAUGACUUUGAUGCCAGCGAUCACGGAACAUCGAGUUUUCCUGUUGCCGGGAUACAUAGAAUUGGCAUUCUUGACAUCCGUAUUUUCAACACCGAUAGGCAUGCUGGGAAUUUAUUGGUGAGAAAGAUUGAGAAUGGGGUUGGUAGAUUCGGAGGAAGAAUGGAGUUGAUCCCUAUAGAUCAUGGUCUCUGCUUGCCAGAGGGCUUGGAGGAUCCUUAUUUCGAGUGGAUUCACUGGCCGCAGGCAUCUGUGCCAUUUUCGGAGGAUGAGUUAGAAUACAUAGCUAAUCUUGAUCCAGUUAAAGAUUGUGACAUGCUUCGGAUGGAACUGCCAAUGAUUCGGGAAGCCUGCCUCCGAGUUUUGGUUUUGUGCACAAUUUUCCUGAAGGAAGCAGCAGCUUUUGGGCUUUGCCUAUCGGAGAUUGGCAAGAUGAUGAGCCGAGAAUUUAGUGGAAUGGAAGAAGAGCCCAGUGAGUUGGAGGUCAUAUGCAUGGAAGUAAGGAAGUUUGUGGAAGAGAGGGAGGUAUUUUCCUUGAAUUCUGAUCUUGAAGAGGAAGACACAUUCCAGUUUCUCAUGGAAUACAACGAGGAAGAUCAGCAUAUUAUGUAUAACUCACUGCAAUCCUUUGGUUGUGGACUCACUGGAGGUUGCUCGAGAAACCCUCUGUCGAAGUUGGAGGAAAGCAUAGAGGAAGAUGAUGAGGACAGUGACGAGGAGAAUAAAAAUAUAACCGUGGCAGAAAGCAAUGGCUUCUCAAGUCAUCAGGGGAAGCUACCUUACACCGCCAACCUUUCUGCAUCACUCAAGUCCAUCAGCCUCAAUGAAAAGGCACAAAGGAACAAGGUUGGAGCUUACAACCUAAACGCUGCUCUUAGGAAGGUGAUCAAUAGGGAUAGUGUGGGUGUAAAGAGCAGGAGCGCCGAAGAAAAGCUUCCUUCUAGUGCCAGUUUCGUGAAGCUCUCUGACAUGGAUGAAGAACAAUGGGGGGCUUUUCUCGAACAUUUUCAGCAGUUGUUAUCAAAUGCAUUCCGCAAUCGCAAAAGCUUGACCUCUAGCCAGAAGCUGAAGCAAAGAUUGGGCACUUCUUGCCAGUUUUGAGUAGGAUGGAGACUAUAGAGGAGGAGAAAAAGGGUUUGGGUUGUGCUUGCUAAUGUUUUCAAGUUUUGUUGGUUGGGCUUGCCCUUUUCUUGUAGGUGUCAUACGCUUUAUCCAAUGUUGUGGGAAUAACUAACACCUCAGAAAUUGGUGAGAAAGUGAGCUUGUGCCUUGUGCUGCUCUCUGUAUAUUUGUAGGUUGUAGUUGUUUGAAAUAAAACUAGAAAAAAAAAACUCAUCUAAUGUCUUUGUAGUUCUAUAAA